Molecule: messenger RNA, 2418 nt
Organism: Fusarium keratoplasticum
Lineage: Eukaryota; Fungi; Ascomycota; Sordariomycetes; Hypocreales; Nectriaceae
Product: Zn(2)-C6 fungal-type domain-containing protein
Exons: 1
Coding region: 1-2418 (805 amino acids)
Biological process (GO): regulation of DNA-templated transcription
Cellular component (GO): nucleus
Molecular function (GO): zinc ion binding; DNA-binding transcription factor activity, RNA polymerase II-specific
Source: RefSeq, a predicted model, not a curated record
AUGGCCUCCAAGCACCCAUUGAGACGGUCGUGUGCCUUUUGCCGGGCGAGGAAGAUCAGGUGUUCUAACGAAACCAUCUGCGAGGCCUGCCGCAAGCAGGGCGCUGACUGCAUCUACGACUUCGAGUCACCACGGUCCAGGGUUCGGAACCCGAGCAUUGACAGCACAAAGUCCAACUUGUUACAUGUUCGAAGCGAUCAUGGACUGCCGGAUAGCAAGAGAAGAAGAUCUUGCUCUGCUAGCUCCACCCCUUCUACUCCCCCGAAGAACCAAGAGGAUCAGGGUCCCCCAGGGGAAGCCUUUGAAAGCAUUGCUGCAUCCCUAGAGCAGAUGUUUCGGGAGAAAUUUCCUCACAAGUCUGUCAAGUUUACCCCCGAAGAGCAAUCCAACUCUCAGUCAAAGCCCAGACCCAAGGAUAUCAGGUACACCGGUCUUCUCUCCCUCCUGGCCUACGACCUUGUCGGGCUUGUCGUUGACAGAUUUGGCUCCUUGGGAUGCUACCACAAUGAAGAGAACAGUAGUCGAUUCUUCCGGUCCGGCCUGGCCAGCGAUAAUACCCAAAACAUGUUCGACAACCUUGUCCAGGGAACCAACCCCCUUUCCGACUAUGGCCCACGACAGCGGACGCAACUGAUCGAUGUCUGGUACUCCAUCCACCCCCUGUCUUUCCUCAUCUCCAAGACCCUACUUCUUCGGGAGGUCCGCGAUGGCACCUGCGACGAGGUUCUUAUAGCUGCUAUGCUCGCCGAGGCCAGCUUCGUCCUUGGAGACGAAAUCAGUGUUGGUCGUGGCCGUGACUUGUUGAAGUGGGCCGAAGCACAACUCCAAAACCGUCGACGUCAUCAACAAUCCAGCGAAGACAACUCCAUACACUCGAACAUACCCACGAGGGUAUACAAGCGAGUCACUACUGCACAAGCCUUGGUCCUCCUGGCCUGGAACGCUCUCUCCUCCUAUGAGUUUCGUCGGGCAGUCUGCUACAUCGACCUGGCUAGCAAGAUGGUGACGGAGAUCAAAGAAUGCAUGGCAAGAGAUAUGUCCCCACCAAACUCCAGUCGUAUCAACGGGGUCGAUGUGCUGGAUGUUGAGAGAGAGGUUGUGACCUAUCUCUGGUGGACAACGUUCUCCCUGAAUCUCUGGACUUGUGUCCAGACGGGCUUCUUGCCUGAAUCCACCCCCGCCACUUUCACCCUUGAUUCCCUUCCCGUGACGGAGGCCUCCUCUAUCAUCAUUCAACUGGACCUGGUAUCCGAGAACUUCAGCACGUUGCAGAAGCAGAAGGGCAGCAUGCGUGAGAUGUGGCCUCUCGCCCACAUUUCCAGCACUGUUGCCUACCUGUUCCUGCAUACUUCCGACCAGGCGGCAGCAAGACAUGGCGUGGGUGUUUGUCGAGAGGCUAUCCGCCUGCUUUCUGGCGAAGCAAACAAGGCAGAAGAGAAAUGCAAGGCGCCCUUCAGACGACAAUCUGAUGACGCUUCACGGCACUUGCUCCUUGCGUUCCAUCAUACCAUGGCUGCCCAGUUCCUCUUCCCAAAGGCCUUCCGGGAUCAGGCAACCAUCUCUCCAGAUACUGUUGAUCAGUUCUGCACCUCGAUGGACCAAAUCCUUCGAUUCCUCUCCUUGACCCCGGAGCAGCCUUGCGACCCCAUCUCCAUCACUUCGUCCCUUCACCAGUCUCUCCCCAAGGCCCUUUGCCUUCUUCUUGAUACCUGCUCCCGAGCCUUCAACUUUAUCCGUGCCAACCUGGGUCUCAGCCUGAACGAGACUUACUUCCAUCAGGGAUGGGAUGGGAGACUACAUCCUCUUGCAACCCGGCUGUACAACAUGAGCAAGGACGACCGCUUCCAUCAGGGGUCGACGCUUCGCGCCGUCAGGAAGCAACUCAAGACUUGUGCCCGUGCUUUUGGAGCAGCUGGUGCCUCGAACUCUCUGGGUGUCCCUGAAGCAAACACAAACAACAUGCGCUCAGCGUCACAUUCUCCUCAGCACAAUGUUCAGGCGCCCGGCUACUUUACUGCCACACCACAGGCGAUCGGUGACGCUUCGUCGCCAUUCUCAUGCAUCGAGGAUAUUUCCAGAGUGUCUUCAUCCAUGCCAUCGUCGUCUGGCUCAUCGGCGAGCGUCUCGACUCCAUCGUUUACUCCUUUCGAGCAAAUGAGCAAAUGGCCGAUCGAUGGUGGCUUCUCUCCAGAUAUGCUGAGCACAAGCACCUUUAGCCCUCCUCCGGCCAUCCAGCAUGGCGUCACCAAUGGAUCGGUCAUGAGCAAUAUGUGGUACUCUCAACCUCCGAUGAUGGACCUCGAGCCCGCGGGCCCGGUCUCGAUCCAGCUUGGACAAUGGGUUUGGCCGCCCACGAGCUCUGAGGAAGCUACAUAUCUCUCCUUCCAAGCCUUGGAUAUGGAGGAGGCUCCGGAAUAG